AUGGAAAAGUCUGGAGUAGGCUAUUUGGGAGUGGUUCAAGUUCCUCUGCGGCAGAUGCAAUUUAUGGAAGAGGUAGGAGAGCGGUUGCACGACACACGACAAACGGAACGUCUCCAAGCACUCUUUCAAAAUACUGCAGCUGAUCAUGAAAACUAUAGGCAUUGGGUUGAUGGCUACAUCGACAAUACUGAAGUGUCAUCCUUUGUAAACAAGCUGGGUCUGUCCCGUCAGGAACUCAAACAGCAUAACCUAGAUGGCAAUUACCCUCGCCUUGAUGACCAGGUCGUGUGCUUCACUCAGGGUCGUCAUCGAAUCGAAGCGGCCAGCAACAUUAAUCCAUAUGACCUUUGGACGGUCAGGCUGUCAUGCAUGAGCCUCUCGCAAAUCCAAACCAACCAGAUAGUGAAAUCACGAACGGAGCAAUAUCAGCAUGAGACGCCAGAUUCAGACGGGCGUAUAUACUCUAAGCUGCGAGAGUAUGGGGACAGAGGGCUCGAGUUCCACGAGUGGCAUCAGCGCUUGAGUAAAAAGAAACAGUAUAUCUUUCGAAGAAUCACUCAGCGUUGUACCAUGGUGGAGGCACUUGAUUUGCUUAUACAGCUUCCAGGUGUCCUUGACUUCCUGCAGCUUGGGUGCUACGGCACAGUUUUCGACAACCGACUUUUUGAAGAGUGUAUCACUGGUUGGAAUCUCAUAUUUGCAGAAUGGUCAAAGUUUACCCUUGGCAGUAGGCUUCUACGAAGUUCUAUUGACAGGGACACGGUGGUCGCUCUCGAAGGCCGUGCUCCGGCCGCCAGUGAAGCAGACCGGGAGUGGAUUCACCAGGCGUUCACAAGCGGCCAAGUUUGGUCGAGAAUUACGGACCCACAGCAACGAUGUGAACUGGAGAGUCGAGUGCAAUCGACCACAGUCAUAAUACCAGGCCUUCGUUGGCUGCAGGGCAACCUCCUGUAUCUGAACAUAGCUGCCCGCAUCAUUUGGAAGCUGAUUAUCCCUGAGAAGGAAGGGCGAAAGGCUGAACGUAAGAAGCUGUCGUUGCAACAAAUUUUACAGAGCUAUUGGGUCGCGUCCGAGUCCAAGUCGUGCGUUGAGAUCCAGGAAGGCGUAUUUCAGCCCGUGCAUGGUCCGGCGUCGUUCAAUUUAGCGUACAAUCAGCUGAUGCUGGCCGCUCUUCGCCAAUUUCCCUAUCUGAGCAAGCCUGAUCCCAAGGGAAAGAGUGGAGAGAAGCUGGGUCUGUCAUUAGACUUGAAUUGCAUAUCACUCUUCCACAAGAGGGCAGCUCUUCUUGGAUUUCGCAGCUCCGUUAUCCAGCAAGGGGUCGCCAUUGUGCGUCCACCAUUCCAACCUCGAGAAUGGACUACAGGUAAAGACUCGACUAGUUUCAACGAGGUCAAGUUUUUCAGUCAAAUGUACCACCGUUGGGGAAAGCCGCACGUGCAUGUAUUUCGGGUAAUCCAGACGUCUGCAUUUCUCCCCAAGCUCACUCGCGCCAGAUCUCAUUCCGAAGUUGAUAUAACCUAUGUCUUGCAAGACUUAUUACGGACCUUUGUCAAACCUUGCAGCUUCGACUGCGAUUUGUCAGGCCGGUGUAUAUAUCUCAACGUGGGCGUCGAGGCUCUUCAAUACCAUUCUGCCGUGGUUGGGACUAGGCCCGCAAAUUGUCACACACGCAACGCCGGACUGCAGACGAUUGAGGAGGCUAGCGAAUCCAGUAACAACAACCGCUACGGCCCCGACUAUCUUACAUGUACUCAACCAGAACCAAUAAGCACAGCCUUCAUGCACGACCAUGUUAGAAGGAGAGAUGGUAUAAUCACGCGUGGCGGCACUGCCACAUCGUCGUAUGUCUCCUAUGAUGGCGAGCGAGGGACAAGACCUGGUCCGCUUGAGCCGCAGCGUCAUAGGAACUCCUAUCGGUCUUCCGCAACCAAAGGACAGAGAGAGUUGCUACGUCAGCCCUUGGUAGUUGGCCGUCACUCAUUUGGAAUGCGAGACAUCUUAGAGAGACAAAGCUGGCUUGUGGAACAGGGCCGCCGUAUUAUGUCUAGCGACGAAAGUAGCUCAUUUGAGAAUUCUACUUGCUCGCGAUCCGCUUUACCGAGUCCACCUGUGUCUAGUCAAGAAUACCAUGCCGUUGAACACCUAUCAGAUGAGUUCAGGCAACCAUCCUUUGGUGUCGACCUCACGGGAACGCUAGCCAUUCGCAGUCUCGAAAAUUAA
Pochonia chlamydosporia 170 is the source of this 2220-nucleotide messenger RNA. RefSeq lists its product as hypothetical. Lineage: Eukaryota; Fungi; Ascomycota; Sordariomycetes; Hypocreales; Clavicipitaceae. The coding region runs from base 1 to 2220 and encodes 739 amino acids. The record is from RefSeq and is a predicted model, not a curated record. The transcript is spliced from 2 exons.